ACUUUUCUCCGGAAGCUUUUGACUUCUGAUCUUACGUAUAGCGUUUGAAGGUAUCGUACAAGAGAACGGGCAUCAACUCAACACUGCUGUAGCUAGCUUGUUUAGCAAGCUGCUGCGACUAGCUGCAUGUCUAUGUGAAGUAACCUUAGGUUUAAAUUUAAAACGUUACGGACAAAAGAUGUGACAAGCUUCGGUUUUAAGGAUUAUCAGAGAGGCUGCGGUCAUGGGCCCAGACACUACAUCUGACCCCAAAACUGAAUCUUCAGAGGAAAGUCCAGGAGAAGUCAUUGUGAAGGUGAUCUCAGAAUCAGAUUCCAAUGAUGCUUCAACUGAAACAGAGCCUGAGAACUCCAAACAGCGAGACAAGUGUUACCCUUGUUCCAUUUGUGGCAAAGUAUUUGACAGACCAUCGAAGCUAGAGAGACAUAAACCCGUACACACGAGGAAGCCCAAGACUCUUCAUCAGUGUCAGCAUUGUGACAAGAGUUUCACACAGCAAGAGAAGCUGAUCCGGCACCAGAAUUGCCACAGUAGGACUAACAAGCACCCCUGUCCUGACUGUGGAAAAGUGUUCAACAGGCCUUCAAAGUUAGAGAGGCAUAAGCGCACACACUCAAAGAAACCGAAGGUUCCUCAUCAGUGUUCAUACUGCAUGAAGACAUUCAGUAAACUUAACAAGCUCGUCCGUCACAAGCGAAUCCACACCGGGGAGAAGCCUUUCACCUGCUCGGUCUGUGGAAAAGGAUUCUCCGAGUCAGGCCACUGCAAGGCCCACGAAAGGACGCACGAGGAGCAGCCAGAAAAACCUCACCGCUGCGCCGACUGUGGGAUGUGUUUCUUCAAGGCCUCAGAGCUCAGGCGACACUUCCGUUCCCACACAGGAGAGAAACCUUUCAGAUGCACCCUGUGUGACACCUGCUUCUCCCGCUCAGAAGGGCUUAAAAGACACAUGAGGAGGCACACAGGGGAGAGACCGUACAAAUGCAUUAUCUGCGGAAAGGGAUUUUAUUCUCGUCGGGAUUUGAACAUUCAUGGACUGACCCACUCGGGAGAGAAACCACAUCUUUGCCCCGUAUGUGGUAAAGGCUUCUCACAACUGGGCAACAUGAAAGAACACGAACAAAAUGUUCAUAUUAAGUCUGAGAAAUAUAUUUGCAAUGAAUGUGGGGCAACCUUCACACGAUACAAGUCACUGGCAAAACAUCAGCGUACACACACAGGAGAAAGACCCUAUCUGUGCCUAACAUGUGGCCGCAGGUUUUCGUGGAGCCAUUCUCUAAGCAGACACCGGAGGACACACACACACAAACAGAUGUCUAUGGACACAUCGAAAGACAUACCAAGCUUUGAGGGACCCUCUGAGAAUCCCAGCAGUUGAAAAUAAAAGUUAAAUCCUUAUAGAAUCUGCCUGGAGCCACAGUCAAUCUAAAAUUUACUAAUUUGUAGUAAUUUGUUGUACUUUGACAACUAAUUUUCAAGCAUUGUGAGAAUCCACUUGCUUUGUUGUUUGUCCACAAAAUAUCACUCAUGGCUCCAGAUGAGCCAUUUUUUUUCUCCCAAUAUUUUUAUUGAUCAAAGCCAGAAGGUAAGUGUUCUGGCACUGAUGUUUAUUGAACUAUGUUGGAAGUAUAAAUUGAUGUUAUAUUAUGUUUUGCAUGGAUAUAUUCUGUUAAUUGGGUAAACACAGAUUAUGUUGCUAUCUAAGCAUACCACUGUAUGUGGGGAAGCUUUUUUUUUCUCCUUCUUUUUUGACAUAUUUGGGCCUGAAUUCAGAUGUGGACGAAUUUCUCAUAAGGUGAAUGACUAUCUGUCAUGAACCAGAAGGUCUGACACAACCAAAGCAGAGCUGCCCUGCCAGAAGGCCUGAAACUCUUAUUUGACAAGAAACUGAUAAGACUGAUAGAUAAAAUACUGACCAAGUGUCUGCCACCAUCUGAUUAAUGGAAAUGCCAGACUAUAGUCUUGACUAAAUGUCUGUUUUCUAAUGGUGAUUAAUUUAAUCUGAUGUUAUCUGCUGCCUCUCCAACAGUACUGUAGAAAGCACAUAAAUUGUAACCAGCAAGAUUCGUGCAUGGUUCAGGUCAUACCAGUAGCUGAGUGAUUUUCUUACUGCAGUUGAUAAAAGAAAGUUUUACUUUUUUUAAUUUUGGUUUUGCUGCCAGCUGCCCAUCAUAAAUGGUGAAAUGCCAAAAUUGACAUUUUUUUCUUUUCUUGUAUCAAGUUCUUUACAGAAUGGUCAAUGUUAUGCUGACUCAGAGCAGAAAAGUGUUGUUACACUGUUCUCUAUGCAGGUAUAUUACCUUACGGUGGUUUGAAUUGUAGAGAGUGCAGCAGCAGUUUUUGUUGGGUAUGAGCUGUGUGAAAUUAAAAUGAAUAUAGAACUUUUUCAUAUUUUUUUAAAAAUUUCCAAUUUGUUCAGUAUUGCUACUGAUAGCUUAUAUAUUGUGUAGUUAAGUAAUCCAUUGAUUUUCUUUGUGAUUCUAUCUACAUGUACAUGGUUGCUUACUGUCAAUAAGCAGAUACAUUAGAUAGUGCUGUAGUUAACUGCAUAGCAACAACACAAUGGGCCUGAAGUCUCUGAAAUACAUAUUGAGCUAAUGUGCUGAAAUGUAUUUUAGUUGUGCCCAUGAAGAUGUGAAUUGAACCUUGAGCUACAUAAGUCUCUCUGGAAAGUUCUUUUGUUUAAAAAAACAAAAGCCACAGCCACCAAUAAACUGUUUU
Chelmon rostratus (copperband butterflyfish) is the source of this 2721-nucleotide messenger RNA. Its product is annotated as zinc finger protein OZF-like. Gene Ontology annotation, biological process: regulation of transcription by RNA polymerase II. Gene Ontology annotation, cellular component: nucleus. The transcript is spliced from 3 exons. The coding region runs from base 224 to 1378 and encodes 384 amino acids. The record is from RefSeq and is a predicted model, not a curated record. Gene Ontology annotation, molecular function: RNA polymerase II cis-regulatory region sequence-specific DNA binding; DNA-binding transcription activator activity, RNA polymerase II-specific. Lineage: Eukaryota; Metazoa; Chordata; Actinopteri; Chaetodontiformes; Chaetodontidae.